AUGGCCCGAGUCACCCUGUCUUCCAUCACUUUGUUCUUCCUGGUGGCUAUCACAGCUGCGUCUCCUGCUCCUCUUGCAAGCUCUCGAGAUACCGUUGCGGUCGGUGACUGGUCCUGGGAACAAUGGGUCGAGACUAUCAUUGCCAACCCUGAUAGUGCUCUAUCCGUCGAUGAGGCCCUUGAAGCCGCGGCUAAAUCCGUCGCUGCCGAUCUGGAUGGCUCACUUGAAAAGAGACAGGAGCAGUUUCUCGUAUGCAACGAUGGCAAGCCUUCCGCAUGGGCACCUGAUGCCGUGACGUGUAUCAAUUACCUUGCCGAUCUCAAUGCCAACUGUGGUACUGUGACUGUCACGGCAAUGUGUACGGCUGGUAAUGCGCAGAUUGUUGGAAGCGGCAGUGGUGCCGGAGAAGUGAGCACGCACUGUAACAAUGUUGCCCGUACUGCUGGACGCAUCAUGGAUCGCUGCUGGAGAUCCGACAACACCGUUCAGGGUGGCAUGCCGGCUUAUGAGCAAGGAGCGAUGUGGGUUUAUGUCUCAGCUCCCCUGAUCUAA
Colletotrichum godetiae is the source of this 552-nucleotide messenger RNA. RefSeq lists its product as uncharacterized. The coding region runs from base 1 to 552 and encodes 183 amino acids. The record is from RefSeq and is a predicted model, not a curated record. Lineage: Eukaryota; Fungi; Ascomycota; Sordariomycetes; Glomerellales; Glomerellaceae. The transcript is spliced from 4 exons.